Pelodiscus sinensis (Chinese soft-shelled turtle) is the source of this 1528-nucleotide messenger RNA. RefSeq names its product CD38 molecule (gene CD38). NCBI's taxonomy places the organism in Eukaryota, Metazoa, Chordata, Testudines, Trionychidae. Gene Ontology annotation, biological process: positive regulation of B cell proliferation. The record is from RefSeq and is a predicted model, not a curated record. Gene Ontology annotation, cellular component: plasma membrane. Gene Ontology annotation, molecular function: phosphorus-oxygen lyase activity; NAD+ nucleosidase activity, cyclic ADP-ribose generating.
UAUGCUAUCACUGCAAGACCCUUUAAGUUUUCAGAUGCUGCUAAUAAGAUUGCAAAUGUGCAUAUACCUUGCCUUGGGUUCCUGUAAAUGAUGUGCUCCAGUCUGAAGUGCUCCAGCCCGGCAGUUCCUUGUUUUUCUAGUUGGUAUUUGUCAGCUGAGCAAGCAGUUAGCUUCCACUUGAAGGCAGAGGGAAGCAGGGGGGAAGUGCAGUUUGGCACAUUAGAAAAGAGCUACUUUCAGAGCAGUUGCUGCAGCUGUUCACAAACUUCAUUUACGAUGCCCUUUCCAAACAGGUCCUCCAGGACACGCCAGCGUAUAGUACUUUUAGUGGGCAUCAUGGUCCUGAUAGUGACAAUUGUUGUUGUGCUGGCUGCUGUACUGGCACAUGGAAGAAAAGAGUCUAGUGUGCAGCUGCUAGAGUGGAAAGGCAGAGGGACCACUAAAAAUCUGCAAGAAGUCAUCCUUGGGAGGUGUUAUAACUACAUCACAACGGUGAACCCUGAGCUGAGAGACAAGGAUUGCCAAAAAAUAUGGGAAACAAUGAAAAAUGCAUUUGUUUACAAGAACCCAUGUAAUAUUACAACAGAAGAUUAUCAGCCAUUAUUGGAUUUGGCAAGUCAUCCUGUCCCCUGUAACAAGUCAUUAUUUUGGAGCAAAACAAAUGACCUUGUUCAUCGUUACACAAAAGCCAAUCACAAUUUAUUCACUCUGGAGGACACCUUGUUAGGCUAUAUGACUGAUGGGGUCUCAUGGUGUGGAAGCCCUUCUAGACCAGGAAUUAAUUAUGAAUCCUGUCCAAAAUGGAGUGAAUGUGAGAGCAACCCUAGCACUGUGUAUUGGAAAAUGGCAUCUAAGAUGUUUGCAGAAGCAGCAUGUGGAGUGGUUCAAGUGAUGCUCAAUGGAUCAGUAGAUGAUGCAUUCAGAAGUAGCAGCAUUUUUGGAAGUGUUGAGAUCUUUAACUUAGACCCAGACAAAGUUUCUGCAGUGCAGAUAUGGCUUAUGCAUAACAUCGGUGGACCUCACAGAGAGUCCUGCGUGGGGCACUCCAUAACAAAGUUAACAAGCAUCUUGGAGGAACGAAAUUUGAGUGUCUCCUGUGAGGACAAUUAUAGGCCAGUUCAGCUGCUUCAGUGUACAAGUGACCCUGACCAUGCAGACUGCAGACUUUGCACCAGUAAUGUACAGUGAAACACACAAUACUGCACAUUGCUAAAUUAUUCCUUAAUUGUGUACAAUACUAAACAAGAGUGUGUGUAUAUAUUGUAUAGAGUACUAGGUUGUAUAAAAACACUGUAUGUUAAAAAUAUUUGCUGUGGCACUAAUAGAUGAAUGGAAGGAGAUGCUAUUUGAGGUAUGGUUACUGUACACAUGCACCUACUGCCCAAGCUGGCUUCCACCCUCUUCAGCCUGAGGCCAAAAGGUCCACAAUCUGUUACCUCUAAGCUGUGUGCUUGUGCGGCUGCUCAGGAAAAAUUCAAAUGCUGCCCAGCUGAUUAGUAGAGUGCCCACAGCUAGGUUUUGUUUUCAC